This is a messenger RNA of Candidozyma duobushaemuli, 393 nucleotides long. RefSeq names its product peptide-methionine (R)-S-oxide reductase. The transcript has a single exon. Gene Ontology annotation, molecular function: peptide-methionine (R)-S-oxide reductase activity. NCBI's taxonomy places the organism in Eukaryota, Fungi, Ascomycota, Pichiomycetes, Serinales, Metschnikowiaceae. Bases 1 to 393 code for a protein of 130 amino acids. Gene Ontology annotation, biological process: protein repair; response to oxidative stress. The record is from RefSeq and is a predicted model, not a curated record.
AUGUCCAAAACAGAUCAGGAGUGGCAAGCCAUCCUUUCCCCAGAGCAGUUCAGAGUCUUGAGACAGCUGGGUACCGAGGCACCCUUCACCGGAAAGUACACUGACACUCCUGCAAGCGAGAAGGGUGUUUAUGAGUGUGUUGGUUGUGGUUCGCCACUUUAUAAAGCUAACACUAAAUUUCAAUCGAGCUGUGGCUGGCCAGCAUUCUUUGAUGCUAUUCCUGGCGCCUUGAAGACGAUUGAAGACAGAUCAUUCGGGAUGACAAGAACAGAGAUGCGUUGCGCUAAAUGUGAUGGCCACUUGGGCCAUAUUUUCAAAGGUGAAGGCUACAACACGCCAACAGAUGAGAGACAUUGCGUGAACAGUGUUUGUUUGAAGUUCAAUCCCGAAUAA